AUGGCAGAAAUGUUGGAUGAUUUUUUCAACAUAAAUCAACUGCUCAUGGAGCAGGACAUGGUGAUGGAAGAGAAUUCCAGUUCAUCAGGGUCAGAAACUCAAGAGCCAAAUCACCAGCAACAAAAUGAAGACAUCUCAUCCGCAGAAUUAGAAACAGAUGCAGAGCAUCAAAAUCAGCAACAAUUAUUUGUGAGGCAAAGCAGAGAAUUAAACAUUGAAGAGAAAAGGCAGAAUGUUGAUGAUAUUCUGCUUAAUAUGGUAGGUGACACACUGCCAAGAGGAAUGCUGACCUCAUUGGCAAAGAAACAUCAUGUACACAAAUCUACUACAAGUAGGUGGCUAAAAGAAAUUAAAAAACACAUGCAACUGGGAGAAGCAGUGGAUGUCAGAACCAAAAAGUUAGGGAAAACUGGUCGCAAUCCAUUUGAAUACUCUGAUGAGUGGCUUAUGUCUGUGCCACUUUACAAGAGAACCACAAACAGAAGCUAUGGUGCUGCUCUACAUGUCAAUCAUAUGGUGAUACACAGGUUGAAGAAAAGGGGCAGACUUAGGGCAGUGUCAGCAACUAAUCACCCAGCAUUAUCGAAAAAUCACAAAGUUGCAAGGCUAAAGUGGGUACUGCAACACAUUCAUCCAAUUCCAAGUGAGGGGGACCCUACAAUUAUGGAUAUGCAACAUCACAUACACAUUGAUGAGAAGUGGUUCUAUCUAAACCCAGAGACAAUCUAUCUCACCCCAAAUUAA
Chenopodium quinoa (quinoa) is the source of this 744-nucleotide messenger RNA. RefSeq lists its product as uncharacterized. Gene Ontology annotation, molecular function: nucleic acid binding. The record is from RefSeq and is a predicted model, not a curated record. The coding region runs from base 1 to 744 and encodes 247 amino acids. The transcript has a single exon. Lineage: Eukaryota; Viridiplantae; Streptophyta; Magnoliopsida; Caryophyllales; Amaranthaceae.